GAAAGAAAGAAAGAAAGAAAGAAAGAAAGAAAGAAAGAAAGAAAGAAAGAAAGAAAGAAAGAAAGAAAGAAAGAAAAAAGUAAGACGGGAAAAACAAGUGUCAAUAAGAGAGCUACGUUAAUCUUCUCGGGCCGACCCAACCCACCCCACCACCAGGAGGAGGAUGAGGGCGCAGAUCCAAAAAGUGCCGCAAAUCGUGGAGCUGCUGAGGAAGAAGUCCGUAGGACUGCAGCACUUCAAGCCCACAUCUUCGGUGUGCGUCUUGGAGGAGAAGGAUGCUGUGGAGGUUGCGCGGUGCCCACACGCCGCCGCCACCGCCUCCUCCUCCUCCUCCUCCUCGUGGGCGCACAGUCUAGAUGCCAUUCCCGGACCCACCAACUGGCCGCUGGUCGGCAGCCUGGUGGAGCUCCUCCGUAAAGGAGGACUCACCAGACAGCACGAAGCAUUGGUUGAUUAUCACAAGAGGUUCGGGAAAAUCUUCCGCAUGAAGCUGGGCUCCUUCGAGUCAGUGCACAUCGGCGCGCCUUGCCUGGUGGAGGCGCUGUAUCGCAAGGAGGGCGCACACCCGCAGAGGCUCGAGAUCAAACCCUGGAAAGCAUACAGGGACAUGCGGGACGAGGCGUACGGGCUCCUCAUUCUGGAAGGAAAAGACUGGCAGAGGGUGAGGAGCGCUUUCCAGCAGAAGUUGAUGAAGCCGACAGAGGUGGUGAAGCUGGAUGCUAAAAUCAAUGAGGUGAUGGAAGAAUUUGUGAGCAGAAUUGGAAAAAUCAACACAGAUGGCAAGAUUGAAGACUUGUACUUCGAACUCAAUAAAUGGUCUUUUGAGACCAUUUGUCUGGUGCUCUACGACAAGCGCUUUGGUCUGCUACAAGAAAAGGUCGACGAAGAGGCCAUGAAUUUCAUCGCCGCCGUCAAAACGAUGAUGAGCACGUUUGGCAUGAUGAUGGUCACGCCGGUGGAGCUCCACAAGAGCCUCAACACCAAAACGUGGCAGGACCACACCGCCGCUUGGGACCGAAUCUUCAGUACAGCCAAAGUUUACAUCGACAAGAAGUUGAAGCGGGACGCCCCUGCAGCACCGGACGAUCUAAUGGGCGACAUCUUGCACAACAGCAACCUUUCCAGAAAGGAGCUGUACGCAGCCAUCACCGAGCUCCAGAUCGGCGGCGUGGAAACGACUGCCAACAGCAUGCUGUGGGCUAUUUUCAACCUGUCGCGUAACCCCGCCGCCCAGAGGGAGCUGCUGAGCGAGAUCACAAGAGUGGUGCCCGCCGACCAGCAACCUUGCGGGGAACACCUCAAGAGCAUGCCCUACCUCAAAGCCUGCCUCAAAGAAUCCAUGAGGUUAUCGCCAUCCGUUCCAUUCACAAGCAGGACCCUAGACAAAGACACUGUGUUGGGAGAUUACGCCAUUCCCAAAGGAACAGUUCUGAUGAUCAACUACCACGCCAUCGGCGCCAACGAAGAGUACUUCAACGAGGGCAAGCGGUUCAAGCCCGAGCGCUGGCUCCGUGAGAACAGCUCCAUCAACCCUUUCGCCAACGUCCCCUUCGGGAUCGGCAAGAGGAUGUGUAUCGGCAGGCGGCUGGCCGAGCUGCAGCUUCAGCUGGCGCUGUGCUGGAUGGUCCGAGAUUACGAGAUUGUGGCGACGGAUGACGAGCGGCUCGACGUGAUUCACUCGGGAUUGUUGAUUCCCAACAGAGAACUGCCAGUGGCCUUCAUCAAGAGAUGAGGUGUUGUAUUCGUCCAAUGAAAAGAUGGUACCUCUGCUGGACCUCUGACUCCCUGUAUUGCUGCUCUGUAAAUAGAAAGACGUCAAAUUGCUAACUAUGUAAUCAUGCCAUGAAUACCUCAAACCUAUUUAAAAGUAUUACUCAAGACUGUUGAUGGCUAACAUAGCAGUUAUUGUGUACAAACUGAGUGUAGGCAGCUGUCUUGGAAACUUAUUCAUGUCCUAGAUGUUAAGAUGUUUAUUUUCAUUGUGUAUAUAAAGUGCAAUGACAAUGUACAUUGUUUUAUGUCGACAUUGUAUUCACCAAAAUAAAAACCUCAAUACAACAAAG
Messenger RNA from Syngnathus acus (greater pipefish), 2063 nucleotides. It is a transcript of the gene cyp24a1, whose product is annotated as 1,25-dihydroxyvitamin D(3) 24-hydroxylase, mitochondrial. The coding region runs from base 164 to 1732 and encodes 522 amino acids. The record is from RefSeq and is a predicted model, not a curated record. Gene Ontology annotation, biological process: cortisol metabolic process; C21-steroid hormone biosynthetic process; cholesterol metabolic process. Gene Ontology annotation, cellular component: mitochondrial inner membrane. Lineage: Eukaryota; Metazoa; Chordata; Actinopteri; Syngnathiformes; Syngnathidae. The transcript is spliced from 12 exons. Gene Ontology annotation, molecular function: heme binding; oxidoreductase activity, acting on paired donors, with incorporation or reduction of molecular oxygen; monooxygenase activity.